This is a messenger RNA of Trematosphaeria pertusa, 3544 nucleotides long. Its product is annotated as kinase-like protein. Gene Ontology annotation, biological process: protein phosphorylation. The record is from RefSeq and is a predicted model, not a curated record. Bases 190 to 3447 code for a protein of 1085 amino acids. The transcript is spliced from 3 exons. Gene Ontology annotation, molecular function: ATP binding; protein kinase activity. NCBI's taxonomy places the organism in Eukaryota, Fungi, Ascomycota, Dothideomycetes, Pleosporales, Trematosphaeriaceae.
CGUUAUCGAUUGAAGAUUGGCAUCCGCUCAAUGACCGCCGCAGCUGCCUGACCGCCUCCAACCCGAACCCCAUCGGCUGUAUCCGCAGCACCAUCGAGCACUCUGGAGCGUCUCAACAGCAACACCCCGAGCCCGACUUUCACCUCUCACUCCGAGUAUCCCGUCACCCCACCAACAGCUUCACCCACCAUGGACUUCGCCUACUCGCCGCACCGCGAGUCGGGCGGCAUGGUGCACCUUCCCUCGCCAACCCACCACGGCUACCGCAUGGAAGGCGCCCACUUUUCCUCGAUCCAGCAGAUUCGGCGCUCCCUCUCGCGCUCGCCCUCGAAGCCGUCGCGCUUCCAGCUCCGCUCGGGCAAGAGCGACUCGCCAGCAUCGCCCAUUUCACCGCUGGCCCUCUCCCGCGCCUUCAGCCCUAAGCCGCACAAGCCCGUCAGCCCUGUCGCCACUUAUCCAGAGUCGCCCUUCACCACUCAAGCUGCCCCGCCCACCAAAAAGAAGUUCUCCCUCCGCCGCACCGCACCGUUUAGGUCAUCGCCGCGGAACCGCAACCCGACAUCCAAAAGCCCGCGCCGCGCCCUAGGUGACUCGACCGACCUCGGAAACUCGUCGCCUUUCGUGUCGCGACCCCUCUUCGGGGACGAGAACACCUCCGCGCGCAAGACUAGCGCAGAGUUUAUGGAGAAGCUUAGUGCAGAGAGCAAGCGCUUCGACAUUGACGACAAGCCGAUCAAGUUCGAGUUUGCGCGCCCACAACAGCAGAGCGCUAACGCGCCCGGUGCAAACUGCUUCGUCCCCGCGCAGUCGAGCCCGCUCAAGCGCCGCGACGGAAUCUCGAGUUUGGGCUCUACAAACAUCGACAGCCCGGUCGCUAAGAGGAGGAGUCUGCACGGCGCGACGUCGGGACUUGACUUCAGUAUAUUCGAUCAGACUCCCGCCCCGCGUUCGUCUGCGGAGGAACCGUUGCGAUCACGCGAUAGCGACUUCGCUCACCCAUUCUCCUCACCUAUGCCAAACACGCAAUCACCUGUACGAAGGACGUCGUCGUUGAGAAAGUCGACCUUGUCCCAGCGAGUGGGCUCGAGCACGCCUCGGCCAAAAGCAUCCAUGGACGGAGAGUUCGUUCGCCCCGGUCCGGCCGCAUCAAGAGCGAACAAGAGGAUGUCGCUCCCCAGCUCCCUCAGUCUCAAUUCUGAAACGAUCGAGACUCCAGUACGCAAGUCAACCUUCGAGCCUUCACGCCCUGUCGCACAUCAGCCUUUCCUCCGAGGCGGUGCAGGAUCUCACCAGCCGCAUCCUCUGUCGAAUGCGCUAACCGCAUCAUCCUCUUCAUCCAGCAUGGCUGAGGAUAUGGCUGACGAUUCGCCUACACACGCUCCUCCCCACGCUCCGCCUACAGUCGCCCCACGUGAUCAUAGGUUCUCCAAGUCCCUUCCCUUAGGAAUCUCGCGACCGAAGCCGGAACAGGCGCUAGAGCAGUCAGAGCAAGAGUCGUUCGCUACGCCAUUUGCAUGGAAGAUGGCAAAGCCAAAUCCUGGACCAUUCAUGUCGACCGGUCUACUAUCUAAGAAGAAUCGCAAUGUCGACGAACAAGAGGGAGGUGCAAUCUAUCAACAACCUGACACUCCAACUAAGCGCAUGUCAUUCCCUCCCGCGGUGGUGGAUUCCCCUCUUGGUAAGCGAGGCAGCUUGUUCGGUAGCUCCACCCAGUCUCGGCCUGAGUUUGGCACGCCCAGCACUCCCUUUAGUGUCCAUGCAUCGAAGUUCUCUACGGAGUCCUUCGGCAAGGGAGUCGGCAUUUUCGGGAGCUUCGGCAGCACACACCAGCGCCGUGGGAGUUUCGUUAGCAUUGACGGGGAUGAUACCUCCAACUCGCCAAUCGGGAACCACAUGACCGACAGUCAGUCGAGCGCGGACGACAUGCCGCCAACCCCAACGAAGCAUAGCGAUGGAGCAGGACGACGCUCUAAAGAGAGCAGCCUGAGACGUAGGACUUUCCGGCAUCGCGCUUCGCUCGGCAAUGACACUUUCUCGGCCCCAGACACCCCGAGCAUUGACAUUCCAUCAUCAUCAGAUGCACAGAAUGUCACUUCAACUGGUGCCUCUCCGCACACACCGAGCGAGACUUUCGCGCCGCCUGACCCCAGCAGGCUGACCAUCUCUGGUAAUCGCCGAGGGUCAUUGCCCUUCAACAGCAGCUUCGGCAGCAACUCGUUCCCGCCUGCUACACCGACUACGCCCCGAGAUCAUUCUAACUUCUUCGCCGAUGGUCAAGCCGCGAUUCCAAUCGGUUUGACCAAGAACGAUGUUGAUGAGGCCCUGACUUCACGGUUCGGCGAGGUUCGAUUACUCGAUGGUGGCGAAGGCGAAUUUUCAAAGGUCUACCGCGUCAGCAGGCCUGUUGGGCAGCAGUCUCCGUUCAGCUCUCCUCCCGGCAGCCAGGUGUGGGUGGUCAAGAAAACCAAGAGGCCAUACAUUGGAGCUUCAGAUCGCGAACGGAAGAUGCGGGAGGUCGAGAUUCUAUAUGCUCUGCGUGGUAAUGACCACGUCCUUGCGAUCAAAGGCCACUGGGAGCAUCAGGGUCACCUCUACAUACAGACCGAGUACUGCGAGGGUGGCAACCUGAGAAAGUUCCUAAACUCUGCUGGGUACAGCAGCCGCCUUGAUGACUUCCGGAUUUGGAAGAUACUCCUGGAGUUAUCAUUGGGUCUCAAGUUCAUCCAUGAGAGCGGGUUCAUCCACCUUGACAUGAAGCCGGCCAACAUCCUCAUAGAUUUCGAGGGUGUCCUCAAGGUUGGCGACUUUGGUCUGGGAAGCAGGUGGCCUGCCCCUCCUCAUAUUGAUGGCGAGGGCGACCGUCAUUAUCUGGCCCCGGAAGCCCUUCAAGGCCGAUUCGAUAAACCCGCGGACAUUUUCGCUCUCGGAGUUAUGUUGGCGGAGAUAGCUGGUAAUUGCAUCAUCCCUGAGUAUGGCGAGCAUUGGCAGAAGCUCCGAUCAGGCGAGUUCGACAAGGUUCUCCCAAGCUUGACCUGGAGCGCCGACAGUGGCACCCUCAGCCGCGACUCGAAUGGAGACCCGAUCCCGGAGUACAACAACGAAUCCGCCGCUUCGCUGUGCAUGUCCGACGCCGAAGUCGAUCCGCUUAGCUCUAUGCGCAUUCGCGCAGCGCUCAACAUCGAGGAGGAACUCGCCAAAGCGCCUCGAUUCAUGAUUGAUGAUCAUAACCCCGAUGCUAUGGACCAGGUUGUCAAAGCCAUGAUGCACCCGGAUCCGGAUCAGCGUCCAACAGCCGAUCAAGUCUACCGCUGCUUCGGUUGUCAGUGGGUCGAGGAAAGGCGACGAGCCGGUGCUACCAUUUACGAAGGUAACUUCGGUCCCGGCGAAGAUGUUCUCAGCUACAGCCAGCACUUCGCCGGAGCCGCAGACAUGAUGGACACCAGUUGAGCCCUCUACCGAACAUCGAUCUCUCGCCAUCUCCUCUGAUCUCCACACGUUGUGUACGGCGGCUGGUAGUAUUUGCUUCUCGGCCUUCGGGUGUUGG